Chinchilla lanigera (long-tailed chinchilla) is the source of this 3631-nucleotide messenger RNA. RefSeq names its product mannosidase, endo-alpha (gene Manea). Gene Ontology annotation, molecular function: alpha-mannosidase activity. The record is from RefSeq and is a predicted model, not a curated record. The transcript is spliced from 6 exons. The coding region runs from base 306 to 1697 and encodes 463 amino acids. Gene Ontology annotation, cellular component: Golgi apparatus. Lineage: Eukaryota; Metazoa; Chordata; Mammalia; Rodentia; Chinchillidae.
AGCCGGGCCCGGCCUGGGCUGCGCUUGCCGGUUCCUCGGCGCCUUUGGGCCCGGGGACAGAAAGACAGGGUGGCUGGGCCGCCGUGCAGACGGCUUCUGCAUUCACUGAUAGCGUCUGUCUCUGACAUUGUAGACCCCUGCCACAUUCCACACGUACAAGUGCAUAGCUUUCUGGAGUUAUGCAAUGCUCAGUCAGAAAGAUUAUGAAUUGGCCCUUCAGGAAUAAGAAGAUUGUAUAUUAAUAAUUUCUUCUUUCCACUCUACUGCAGAACAUGUACUGUUUUGGAAUUUAAAAGUAUGUCAUCAUGGCAAAAUUUCGGAGAAGGACUUGCAUCAUUUUGUCACUUUUUAUUCUAUUUAUUUUCUCUCUGAUGAUGAGUUUAAAAAUGCUGAGACCAAAUACGGCUACUUUUGGAGUUCCUUUUGGACUUGACCUUCUUCCAGAACUUCAUCAACAAACUGUUCAUUUGGAGAAAAAACUAAAUUUACCAAAGAGUGGCAGAAUCAACAGUGAAACCAAUACCAAGAAUUUAAAAAGUGUUGAAAUCACUAUGAAACCUUCCAAAGCCUCUGAACUUAUUAACCUUGAAGAACUGCCACCUCUGAAUUACUUUUUGCAUGUAUUUUAUUACAGUUGGUAUGGAAAUCCACAAUUUGAUGGUAAAUAUAUACAUUGGAAUCACCCAGUGUUAGAGCACUGGGACCCUAGAAUAGCCAAGAAUUAUCCACAAGGGAGACACAACCCCCCGGAUGACAUUGGCUCCAGCUUUUAUCCUGAGUUGGGAAGUUACAGCUCUCGAGAUCCUUCUGUCAUAGAGACUCACAUGAGACAAAUGCGCUCAGCUUCUAUUGGUGUACUUGCGCUAUCUUGGUACCCACCUGAUUCAAGUGAUGAGAAUGGAGAAGCUACUGAUAACUUGGUACCAACUAUUUUGGAUAAGGCUCAUAAAUAUAAUCUAAAGGUCACUUUUCACAUAGAACCCUACAGCAAUCGAGAUGAUCAAAACAUGUACAAAAAUGUCAAAUAUAUUAUAGACAGAUACGGAAAUCAUCCAGCCUUUUACAGGUACAAGACGAGAACUGGGAAAUCUCUUCCUAUGUUUUAUGUGUAUGAUUCCUAUAUCACAAAGCCUGAAAAGUGGGCCAAUCUGUUAACCACUUCAGGGUCUCACAGUGUCCGCAAUUCCCCUUAUGAUGGAUUAUUUAUUGCACUUCUAGUAGAAGAAAAACAUAAAAAUGAUAUUCUUCAAAGUGGUUUUGAUGGUAUUUACACAUAUUUUGCCACAAAUGGCUUUACUUAUGGUUCCUCGCAUCAGAACUGGGCUAAACUAAAAUUCUUUUGUGAUAAAUACAACUUAAUGUUUAUCCCAAGUGUGGGUCCAGGAUACAUAGAUACCAGCAUCCGGCCUUGGAACACUCAAAAUACACGGAACCGAACCAAUGGAAAGUACUACGAAGUCGGUCUAGAUGCUGCACUUCAGACCCACCCGAGUUUAAUUUCUAUCACCUCCUUUAAUGAGUGGCAUGAAGGAACCCAGAUUGAGAAAGCUGUUCCCAAAAGAACCAGUAAUACAGUGUACUUAGAUUAUCGGCCUCACAAACCGAGCCUUUAUCUAGAACUGACUCGCAAGUGGUCUGAAAAAUACAGUAAGGAAAGAACCACUUAUGCAUUAAAUGAGCAGAUGCCUGUUUCUUAAGGCAUUUAUUAGAGGUAAUUAUCAAAAAUCACCUAAUUUCAAGAAAUGCAUUCCUUUUGUUUUGAGUUAUGGAACAAUACUGUCAAUGUCUACUAUUACUGUUAUCUUUAUUAAAGUUUCUUUUUACUUUUUUAAAGACAGUAAAUACUGCACUGAGAAAGUAUUGUAGAUAAUGACUAAAAUUGAAAAUCUGCUAAAAUGGAAAUUUAAUUUUCAUAUUACAGUAGGUGAACUCUUUUGUUACAUAAACUAGCUAUCACGUGGCUAAUUCCUGUUUGUAUCCUGAGCCCAAAGAUGUAGGACUGUAUGUAUAUAUAUUGUACAUUUAACAAAGAAAAUUAAUACCUAGAAAAGAUAUUGUACAGAUUGUUUCUAAUUUUUUUCAGUGUUCAGUUUCCUUUAGUGUAUCACUAAAGACUUUAGAUAACUUCCCCAUAGUGAUAACAGUUGUCAAAAUAUAAUCGCUUCUCAGAUUUGCUGUGAAUCUAAAACCACUUUAAAUAAUAGUCUACUAUUCGUUUUAAGUUACAUACCUUAAACCUUACUGUGAAUCAUGUUGCGUCAGGAAGACUUGGUUUUUGCAGCAUAGUCUGUACCAUCGUUUGAAGAUUUUUCCUAAACCAUUACAUCCUAAGUGUUUGGCAUGCUUCUGCUUUACUAUGCUGUAUAGUAUUUCAGACUUUAGAAACUAUGACAAGCACUUUUAUAGAAGUUAAUGAUUGUAUCUCAAUUAUUAGGAAAAUGUUUCACAAUUGUUAUGCAUAAAUGAUGCCACAAAUACUAUUAUUUUCAGAAUACCACGUCAAUCUCUUACUAUUCUAUUAUUUAGUCUUAAAAUUUAAUAUUCCUCAGACAUUAGCUGAGAAAGAAGAAUAUUCAUUCUAUCAUUGAGUUGUCGUUUAACAUUUUGUUUUUUAUCAAAAAUAGCAAAGAACAUGUACUUACCAUUUCAGAUAUUACAGACAUGGAAACAAAAGCUUGUUAUAUAUUUAAAAUAAUUCCUGAGAGGACAGUAGUUUAAAUUCUUGUACAUAAUGAUAUAUAUCCCCAUUUAUAUAGUGAUAUCCCCAUUUAAAAAUGUAAUACAGUUUAGAUAUCUAUCAGUUUAAAAUAGUUGUGAUCAAUAACUAUCACAUUGUGGCAAAUGGAUCAUUUAUAUGCUAAAAGUCUUUCAUAACAGGGCCAUAAUUCACAUCUCUCUGCUGGGUGGUUUGAACCACCAAUGGUAAAUACACGACUAUCCCAUGUAUAACUGUGCACCACGAGUGGUACAAACCAGUGGGACAGUCAUUGGGUGUCACCGGUGGUUCAAGCUGGUGAGAAGGUGUCAAAACUAAGAAUAAUAAUAAAAAGGCACUCUAUUGUUUUAAUUGUUUGUAACUAUACACUAAAAAGCAUCUAAGACAUCAUUUUAUAUAAAUAUUAUCUCAGAUAUUUGAUUCUAUUAAGAGAAGUAGUAGGGUAAUAUGAACAAGCAGUUAUAUAAAUCUUUUGAGUAUAGACAUUCAGGAACAAAUUAGCACUGAGAUUUAUCAUAAAAUAGCCUACCAGGUGAUAAAAUGAAUUUUUAAACACGGAUUUUGAAGUAAAACAUUAUGUUUUUAAAACGAAGCAUGCCUAACAUUAAACUGCUUUAUAACUUAAGAAUUUUCUAUUUCUUAGAGAAUGAUCAGGCCAUUGAAGAUUACUACAGUGCUAGUAAUCUGAUUAUUUUCUGGAGAAAGUUAUAAGGCUAAAUCAGUGUGAUGAUAUUUUGAUAUAACUAAGCAUCUUCAUAGGAACAAAAAUACAGUUGUAGCCUGUGGAUUUUUUUAUAUACAGUUAGCCACUAUAUGUUAUUUUAAAUUGUUAUAAACGUGUACCUAGUAAUAUUUUAUAACAUACAUAUUUUAUUACAUUUUGUUGGAGAAAUAAAUGUCAACUGUAUAGAUUUU